Messenger RNA from Teleopsis dalmanni, 993 nucleotides. RefSeq lists its product as uncharacterized. The transcript is spliced from 4 exons. The record is from RefSeq and is a predicted model, not a curated record. Bases 73 to 882 code for a protein of 269 amino acids. NCBI's taxonomy places the organism in Eukaryota, Metazoa, Arthropoda, Insecta, Diptera, Diopsidae.
GUUUAAUUUGGUUAUUACUGAAUUGUUGUGUAAACAAAAUUUCGUAGAUUUUGUUAAUAAAAAGUAUUAAUUAUGGGCAAAAUGAGCACGGAUGUAGUUGAAGAAGGAAAAGGUAACGAUAAAUCUGACGAGUUUGAUUUCAUCAUAGAAGAAGAAGAUGCUAAUAGUAAUAACUCCGACAGUAAUGAUUCUGAUGUUGGCACGGAGAUGUCGGAUUUAUCAAAAUGUAAAAAGAACCAAAAAAAUAAUUUAAUAGCAGCAAAUACUAAAAAAACUUCACAAAGAGGUCGAAAAAAAAAGAAUUUAACUGUUGAAAAUAAAAUAAAAAUAUUACAAUAUUUAAAAGAACAUGGAACGACAAUGAAAACAGUCCGGGAUGUAAUUGCCAAAUUCAAGCUGCCAGAAUCUUUAGUUUUAGAAUAUGUAAAGCAGCAAAUGCAAAUUGGACAGAGAAAAGCGGCAGAAGAAUGCAAAAAUGAAUCUUUCAUCAACGCAAACUUGUGGAUUAAAACAUAUGAAAACUAUCAGGUUUCUAGUCACACCGAUUUCGAACUUGCGUAUCUAUAUAAUAAUAUUGCUGAUACCGAAGAGCAUCCAGACCCAGCAGAAUUGGAUGGGAUUGACUUAAAAAAAGCAUACAAGUUUUUGGCUAAUGCAUUAGAGGGUAAUCCUCAAAUUCCACCGGAUGGUCCAACAAGUGAAUUCCUAAAGCAACAAUUAAAGAAAUUAGAAGAAACUUCUGUUGAAGAGGAAGCUCAAACACAAACUAAUAAUAUAAAAUUAAUGCUUGGAAAUAAACAUCAGCAAGAAGGUACAAAUAAGAGAUCUAAGAUAAGUCUUGAUCCUUUAAAUUACAUCCCAAGCAUAGAAGGACAUAUAUAAAUAUAUGAUUUUUAAUAUUGAAUAAAUUACUUUUUAUUUGAAUAAGUAUAAUAUAACUUUUUAUAUAAUACAAUUUCCUAUAUUGAUUUCAAUAUAGCUUAACAAUAGUCA